Hydractinia symbiolongicarpus is the source of this 2922-nucleotide messenger RNA. RefSeq names its product integrator complex subunit 9 homolog. The transcript is spliced from 24 exons. Gene Ontology annotation, biological process: snRNA processing. Gene Ontology annotation, cellular component: integrator complex. Lineage: Eukaryota; Metazoa; Cnidaria; Hydrozoa; Anthoathecata; Hydractiniidae. The coding region runs from base 743 to 2677 and encodes 644 amino acids. The record is from RefSeq and is a predicted model, not a curated record.
GAGGUGUUAAACAAGAUGCCAUGGUUCCAAUUUUAGAAUAUUUAACAAGGAUUUUUCUAUUUAUGUCAUUAAUGUGCUCUUCUCAUUCCAUUUUUUGGUCAAAUAUUACCCCAAGAUAUUUAACUUGUUGGCUUCUCUUCAAAGGAAUACCCAUAUUGUUGAUGGUUUUGCUUUCAAAAGAUAGUUUCAGUUUUAGUACAAUUGUGUUUUCGAUACAUGGUAAAACAAAAGAUGAAGAGUGCAUUCGCCCUAACUUUUCAGUUCUUUGUACCUUAAGGGAAGAAAUUUUGGAAGUAAAUUUUUCAAAAUUUAAUUUGGUGCAUCACAAAAAAUAAUAAAUUUGGCAAAAAUUUAAUUUGACAAAUUUUGGCCAAAACUAAAUUUCUUUUCCGCUAAAAUUUGCCUUCUGUAAAGUACCUUUCUUUUUUUGUCUGCAUUUUUUUGCUGUUGUUAUGUUAUAAUAGUGUGGCAAUUCCACAGACUUUGUCAAUUGCUUUCUUAUUUCUUUUUUGUAUUUCUGACACUGCUCUAUCAGUAAUAAAAGCUAUAUUACUGGAAUUUAAGUUGCUAAUUUUCCUGAAAUUCCUGACAUAUAUUUUUUAACUAGCAUUUUGUGUAAUGCAAAAUUUAAGAAAAAGUUUGAAACCUAGUUGUAGUUAUUUAAAAUCUUUUUUUUUAGUAAAAAUAAAAAAAUAUUCACUUCUAAAAUGACUCCAAAGACAACGCCUGCUUCAAUCUGAACAUGAGAUUUUACUCCUUAAACAAGCAAGCAAACUCACCAUGUGUGAUUUUAAAAUUCAAAGACCUAACUGUUAUGUUGGACUGUCAUUUGGAUUUAUCAUCUGUUUUAAAUUUCUUACCAACUGCUUCCAUUAACAGCAAGAAAUGGGAAUCCUUAAGGCAAUGGACAUCAUUUGACGUAAAACAGCAACUUGGUACAGAGACGAAUUUGUAUGAGAGCGCAGGGAGAAUAUUUGUUAACAGUUCACCAGAAGCAGCAGUACCUGAAUCUGGACUGAUUGACUUCUCUUCAGUUGAUGUUAUAUUACUAACAAACUACUUCAGUGUUCUUGCAUUACCAUAUAUCACAGAGUACUCUGGUUUUAAUGGUAAAGUUCUUGCAACAGAACCUACCCUUCAAAUUGGAAGAUUAUUUAUGCAAGAAUUAGUCACAUACAAUGAAACUUCGCAGAAAAAAGAAAAAUUUUCUUUGUGGAAAAACAGAGACAUACAAAAGUAUUUACCUUAUCCUCUGUGUGAUUUUAACGAUGCAAUUUCUUGGGAGACAAUUUACAGCUCUCAGGAUGUUGCAAACAGUAUCUCAAAAAUUCAAACUGUUGGUUUCUCUGAAAAAAUUGACAUACUUGGUUUAAUGCAAGUGAUUCCAGUCAGUUCAGGAUUUGCUAUUGGAAGCACCAACUGGAUUUUACAAUCAAGUUAUCACAAGAUUAGUUAUAUCUCCAGUUCUUCUGUCUUUGCAACUCAUGCGAUGCCGUUGGAACAAAGCAGUUUAAAGGAUGCUGACAUUUGCAUUUUAAAUUCACUCACUGAAUCAUGUGCUGCAAACCCAGAUGCAAUGGUUCGAGAAUUUUGUAGUCACUUAGGUGUCACUUUAAAGAAUGGUGGAAAUGUAUUGGUUCCUUGUUUUCCUUCUGGUGUUAUAUAUGAUCUUUUUGAGUAUUUGUGUUCAUAUAUGGAUGGCUCUGGUCUGUCCUUUAUACCAAUAUACUUUAUAUCGCCAGUGGCUCACAGUUCCUUGGCGUAUGCUAAUAUUUAUGCAGAAUGGUUAAAUCAAAAUAAGCAGGCCAAAAUGUAUCUGCCAGAACCUCCAUUUUUGCAUCACGAGUUGGUUAAAUCAGGAAGAGUAAAGCACUUCCCAAACUUACAUGAUGGAUUUAGUAAUAACUUUAAAUCUCCCUGCGUUGUGUUCACUGGACAUCCAUCAUUACGCUUUGGUGAUGUUGUACAUUUCAUAGAGUUGUGGGGGAAUGGCGCAGGCAACACAAUCAUCUUUAUUGAUUCUGAAUUCCCUUACCUUGACGCUCUUACACCUUAUCAACCACUCUCAAUGAAGGCAGCGUACUGUCCAAUUGAUCCCCGUUUAAAUUUCCAACAAGCAAAUAAAUUGAUAAAAGAGAUAAAGCCGAAACAGUUAAUUAUUCCAGACCAAUAUACAUCACCUCCAGCUACGAUGCCACAGAGAACAGAUCUUGUCAUUUCGGCCGAUUGUCCUAUUCAAUCAUAUCGUCAUCUUGAUGUUAUUGAUUUACCGUUACAUAAAAAUUUCGCAAAAGUGACACUUUCGAAUGAGAUUGCUCAAUCUCUUUGUCCUAAACAAAUAGAACCCGGCGUUUCUAUUGCUAUGGUAAAGGGUAAACUUGUAACUAGAGACAAUAAGCAUGUGUUAAAACCGCUCGAGGGCCAAUCUGACAGAUCACCACUUCAGCCCCGUUUAUUUGGAGAUGUGGAUGUAACACAGUUUAUGAUCGCAUUAAAAGAGCAAGGUGUUAAAAAUGCUGAAGUAGAAACCAUUGAAGAUGGACACAUUGUGCAUUUUCCUGAUAUAAAUGCGAUGAUUCGGUUGGAAGCAGGUAACACUCAUAUCAUCAAUCAUACUAGUAAUGAACUUCGUGUUAAGAUUAAAGCAGCGUUGUUAUCAUGUUUGUUACAAGUGUGAUGACCAUAAAUAGACAACAUAAAUAUGACGGAUUUUAAAGCAAAUGCACGCUCUAAAACCUUUACAAGAAUACAUCAAGACAUUUACCAACGAGAGUAGAACACCAAGAGUUUAAAUUAUAUUUUCCAGAUUCUAUUAGAAAAUUCAUUUUUUUUAGAGGUUGUAUUAUUUCUUUUGUAAUAAUAACAUUUUUGUGCUUUUGGUGACAAUAGAGGUCAUGCAGAAAUAUAACAAACACACGAUCA